AUGAGUGAGGAUUUUGUGUGUUUAUCCGGUGGCAAUUCCACUUCAAAUUCUUCGGGUGUGGUGGAGAGCUUACCAUGGGCGUUGAAGAGGAUUAACGAUGAGGAAUUGGAUUCGAUCAAACAAAUAUCACUGAUAAAUUAUUCUGAGAUACACAUAUUGACGUUAUCUAAUCUGAAUUCAGAAGGGCGGAAUGUGGGAACGGAUGAAUCGUCAAUGGCGGGAGCAAAGAAAGAGCAUUGUCCAGUGAUAUUCUCGAUCAAACCACUAACGGAGUCCAAAGAGGGCUUCACGGAGAUAACAACUCCGUUGAAUGAUGGACGGGAAGGAGGUUCUCUAGGGCAACACGAUAAUGGGCUUCACAAGUGGGCUGCAAUUAAAUAUCUUGGCCAAUACGAUUUUAAUCAGACAAUGGACUUGAUGUUUAUGAUCAAAGAAAAAUUAGGCCCACAUGUUAAUAAAGCCAUUGAUAUAAGCUUUUGGACUGAAAAUAACCACGUUUAUCCUAAUCAGCUGGCAUCACCGUCCCUAACGCUGGCAAUGGCUUACGUGCUUCAGCAGAAUCGGAGAGUUAGAUCAUCGAGUCGCAUGGAAUGGUAG
Molecule: messenger RNA, 597 nt
Organism: Lactuca virosa
Lineage: Eukaryota; Viridiplantae; Streptophyta; Magnoliopsida; Asterales; Asteraceae
Source: the annotation of a GenBank genome assembly